Messenger RNA from Paramacrobiotus metropolitanus, 939 nucleotides. RefSeq lists its product as uncharacterized. The record is from RefSeq and is a predicted model, not a curated record. The coding region runs from base 88 to 801 and encodes 237 amino acids. Lineage: Eukaryota; Metazoa; Tardigrada; Eutardigrada; Parachela; Macrobiotidae. The transcript is spliced from 2 exons.
AUACGAUACACCGGAUACCGGUAAUUCAAUGGACUAAUUGCACAGCACUGGCUAAUCAUGGAACUAUACUGAUGGUGCUACGAGCACAUGGCGCUCACUGACGUCACGGAUGAAUGUGUACGUGUCGGGAUGCAGUCUAUUCUGAAUAUCCGUGCUACAGAUCUCCAGUGGAGCCAGAUGACCUUGCCUGUGAGGGACGGUGGACUUGGACUGCGAACCACCAAAGCGCUAGUUUUUCCCGCCUUUCUGGCGUCGGCGUUUUCGGUGGUUUCGCUGGUUUCCGAAAUCUACCAGCCUGCGACGGUGGCGUUACUGGAUUCCGUUGUAGAAGAAUUGUCCAAAUGGUCAGAUUGCAAACCACCAUCCGAUGAAAGCAGGAAAUUUCAGUGGGCCUGGGAUCGACCUUCGAUAGACUGUGUCGUGUCAUCCCUGAAAGCGGCUGCUGUAAAUGAAACGGACAAGGCAGUGCUGCUGGCUGCUCUCCAACGUGACUCCGGCGCCUGGUUAAAUGCCCUUCCAGCACCUGCUCUACAUACAUUCUUGCGAGAUGAAGAAGUCAGAGUUGGUGUUGCUCUUCGAUUUGGGCUGCCCGUUGUGGAGGAACACGACUGCGUAAACUGUGGAAGCCGAGUGGAAACAAACGGCCACCACGGUUUGUCUUGUCCUAGCAGCAAAGGCAGAUGGUCGCGACAUGUUGAGCUGAACAAUGAGACGAAACGCGGCUUGGAGCUCGCCGGCUAUCCUGCCAAAGCGAACCGGCUGGAUUGUCUGACAAGGACGGCAAGCGGCCGGAUGGGAUGACUUUGAUUCCUGUGCGCGAAGGAAAGGCCGUGGUAUGGGAUGCAACUUGUUGGGAUACUGUGGCCGUGUCGCAUGUGCAUGCUAGCUCCCUGAAAGCCGGGAGUGUCGCACAACUGGCGGAAAAUUUCAAGCGGCGGA